GAAGAUUUAGGUAACCUAUAAAUUUUAUUUUUUGAAAAUGGUAAAUUAACAAAAACAAUGCAAGAAAAUUUAACGGAGAAGGAUAUAAAUGAUGUUUUCAAUGAUAUUCUCUUUCUGGAAGAGAAGGUAAUCGACGAAGCCUACGAAGAAGGCUACAAAAUUGGCGCAGCUCAAGGCAACAAAGAAGGCUACCAUUUAGGCUAUCACCGAGGCGCCGAAAUAGGUUCAGAAGUGGGAUACUACUUGGGAGUAACCGAGAAAUACAUAGACAAUUACGCUAAUUUCGAAGAAAAGCCGGUGAAGAUAUUAAGAUCUUUGGAAAAUUUAAAGCAGUUGAUUUUGGAGUUUCCCCAAAUAAACUCUCCUGAAGCCGAUGUAGUCGUGCUAAAAGAAACCAUAGAAAGAUUGGUUAAUUAUCUGGAACCCUUGCUACCUUUAGCCAAUGUGCAUAUGGUCGAUUUUUUCACUAAAAAUGUAUACGAAACCUACCUUCCCGCAGAAAUCAAAAGCGACUUGAAGAAGUAUAAACACAGAGACGUUAUGGAUAAACUAUUUAACAACGAUUACAGCGAUUUACCUAAUUUGAAAUCUUACGUGACGAAGUCGCAGGAAUACACUUUAAAAAACUUGGAAGUUUGUCUUCAAACUGAUAGUUUAAUACAAAAAUUAUCAUCGAACUGUUCCGAACCGUCCAGAUUAAAACUAAACGUAUUCAUGAACUCGAAGAAGUCCCACGAAGUAGACAUACUCAGCUACGUUAUAGCCGUAUUAAAAAACAUUUCCGGAACCACUCAUUUAGUAGAUAUCGGCGAUGGAAAGGGUUAUUUAAGCUCCUUAUUAGCACUGCAUAACAAAAUACCGGUAUUAGGAGUCGAUGCAUCGGAAACUAACACCGACGGAUCGGUUAAAAGGAUUAAAAAACUAUCCAAAGUUUGGAAUAGCAUAACGAGCGAUGCAGCUAAAGAGUCUUCCCAACACUUGUAUAAACAAAUUACGAAAUAUGUGGACGAGAAUGUGGAUUUCCUUUCGCUCGUUUCCAAUACAUUCUUGGCAGAACCGGAGGGUUUGGGGCUGAUUGGGUUGCAUACUUGUGGCGAUUUGGCACCUACCUGCUUGAAACUGUUUCAUAAAAACGAGAGCAUUCGAACAAUAUGCAAUGUAGGCUGCUGUUAUCAUCUACUUAGCGAAAUUUACGAGGAGGAUACGAAAUCGGGGGAGUUCCCUAUGAGUAAUUACCUCAAAGAGAAGAACUUGAAGAUUGGCAGGGCGGCCAGAAUGAUCGCUGCGCAGUCCAUGGAAAGAAUUCUGGAGAAGAAGGAAGUUCCGAAUGUAACGCUGUUUUAUAGGGCGUUAUUAGAAAUUAUUUUGCAGAGAGAUUUUAUAGUGGGCGACAAAAAUAAGCAGGUAGGGAGAUUCAGAAAGAGGCCCGCUAAUUUCUCGGAGUACGUGGAGAAAGCUUUAAAAAGACUAAACUUGGAGCCAAUUACGAAAGACUGUGAGAUUUUAUCUUUGUUAAAGUUAUACGAAGAGAGAGAAUAUGAAGUUUAUAUUUUCUUUUUGCUGAGAAACAUGCUGUCUCCGAUUAUAGAAAGCUUAAUUUUAUUAGAUCGACUUUUAUAUCUACAAGAACUGGGUUUAACGAAUUCCUAUAUCGUGCAAUUUUUCGAUCCAGUCAUAUCGCCAAGAUGCUACGGACUGGUUGCAAUGAAAUAA
Molecule: messenger RNA, 1713 nt
Organism: Phyllotreta striolata
Lineage: Eukaryota; Metazoa; Arthropoda; Insecta; Coleoptera; Chrysomelidae
Source: the annotation of a GenBank genome assembly